GGCCAUGGAAAUUCCCUCUCAUUUUCACACAAAUCUCUCUCUCUCUCUCUCUCUCUCUCUCUCUCUCUCUCUCGAUUUUCUAUUCCCCUUACACUUCACUUCCUGACCUUCUCAAAUACUUCCAUGGCUGCAUCCCCCUCCAGUGUCAUCUCUGGAGUCCUCUCCAUCUCUUCUCCUCCGCACCCUAGGAAGUCACACCUGCCACCCUACUGCCCCAUCUUUGCCGGAAAAUGCUCCUCCACCCCUUCCCUAUAUAUCUCUUGUUGGAAAGCCUCCAAUAAGUUAGUAUGCAAGGCAACUGAAAUUUCAGUGGCUGAAGAGUCUCCGGCUUCUGGGGAUAGUGGCGGCGGCGGCGGCGGCGGAGGUGAUGGGAAGAACUGGGUUCCGGUAGUGCCACUAGCGGCGUUACCGAGGGGUGAAAGGCGUGUGAUUAUUCAGGAUGGGGAAACGAUUCUGCUUCUCUGGUAUAAGGAUGAGGUUUUCGCAAUCGAGAACCGGUCGCCAGCCGAAGGAGCUUACUCUGAAGGCUUGCUUAAUGCUAAGCUGACUCAGGAUGGCUGUAUAGUUUGCCCAACAACCGAUAGUACAUUUGAUCUUAAAACUGGAGCCAUCAAGGAAUGGUAUCCAAAUAAUCCUGUGCUGAGAGCCCUUACACCUCCCUUGAGGACACUCUUCAUUUAUCCUGUGAAAACAGAUGCUGAGAACAUUUAUAUUAGCAUGGAAGGAGGUGAAUUGGCUGCUUCUGCAGAGAUUGUCUUCAGUGGGAAAGCUCAACCAGGUGUUACGGCAUCCGAUGUCAAUGUGGAGGAGGUGAGAAUGGUGGUUGAUGAAGGAUCACAGGGCUUUGGUUUCACUAAAACAAAUGAAUUGAUAAAUGGAAAGGCAGCUACAAUUGGCUUCCUAUUAUUGCUAGAUUUUGAGCUCUUGACGGGUAAAGGUCUUCUUAAGGGAAUUGGCUUCUUGGAUUUCCUUUAUACUGUUUCAAAAGCUUUCAGCUAGACAGCCAACAUUAUUUUUUCAGAAACUCUAGAGCCUGCUUAAACCCCUGAUCUAUGAGAGAUGUUCGUCCCCUUGUAUCAGAAAUGCUUCAAAAAUUUGAUCUUAUCAAGCAUUAGGUUAGAAAAAAAAAAAAAAAAAGACAUCUGAAAGGAAAAUCUAAGACUGAUUUAUGGCCUCUGGACCUUCUCAGUAAUUUUUUAUUGAUCAUAAUGAAAAAUUAAUAUAACAAUUAGACAUGGA
Macadamia integrifolia is the source of this 1239-nucleotide messenger RNA. RefSeq lists its product as uncharacterized. The record is from RefSeq and is a predicted model, not a curated record. Gene Ontology annotation, molecular function: nitrite reductase [NAD(P)H] activity; 2 iron, 2 sulfur cluster binding. Lineage: Eukaryota; Viridiplantae; Streptophyta; Magnoliopsida; Proteales; Proteaceae. The transcript has 3 exons. Bases 124 to 999 code for a protein of 291 amino acids.